Molecule: messenger RNA, 2665 nt
Organism: Plectropomus leopardus (leopard coralgrouper)
Lineage: Eukaryota; Metazoa; Chordata; Actinopteri; Perciformes; Serranidae
Product: exosomal polycystin-1-interacting protein-like
Source: RefSeq, a predicted model, not a curated record
AGAAAAUGGAGUGUGUGACUCUGUCAUGCUGUCGCAGCUGGAGCUACAUGCAUCUAUCCUGUGUUCAGAAAAAACACACAUGAGGUUUUGCAGUCAGCCUGCAGACAGAUGUGGAAGCUGCUGCCGCUCUCAGCGCACGAGGAGUCCGGAUAGAUGAGCCUGGAGCCGCAUGCCAGCAGUAUGCCACCUUAACCAGCACAAAGCUGUCCACCUCCGUCCGUCUCUCUACAACCCUGUCUCUCCACUUGGUGAAGAUGUAGUCUGUUUGAUCUCCAUGGAGAUGUCUCCAAACACCGUCUCGUCUGUCCUGUUGCCAUGGUCACUGUGGUUACUGUUCUUCCUGACCCCUGUCACCCAGACAACUAGCUCCACCCCUCCGUCUGAACCAUCUCUGCUGGUCAACACCACGCUGUUGUUUGACAGUGGUGCCCUGGGCUACAACCUGCGAAACUGCAGCUGCUCGACGCCUGUGCGGGACUGCGACGAGGCUCUGGCCAAUGCGCUGUGCAGAUGCCACAGCGUUUUGCGCUCGGCUCUGCCCCCUGCUGGGCUCAGAGAGCUGGGGCAGCUCACCGUCUGGGUGAAGGAGCUGUGGGUCCUGGAGGAGCUGCUGAACAGGAGCAUGGUUAGCCAUUUGCGCUUGUCUUUUUGUGGAAUAAAACCAAUAAACAGUCAGCACCUGGCUCUGCUAGGUCUACAGACCCUCAGCAUUCACAGUGCAGCACCAGAAGCCCCCUACCCCAACCAGGAAAUUACAGUCUCCCCAGCAGCAGGGGUUGUAGCUGAGCUAGAGGCCCUCUCCUUUGACUUCUCCUCUUCCUUCCACGUGACAUUGCUGGAUGUAGCUGUUCUCAAUGGACUCUCUGCCCUGAAGGCAUACAGUGUGGUGGGACCACCUGCUCACACCCUCUCCCAGCAGUUUCCCCAGCUGCCCUUGCACUUUGCUCUGCCCUCUUCUGUUGUUCCUGAUGACCCUAUAGACCCCAGCAAGAAGGCUGCAGAGCCUCCACACAACCUGCUCAUGACGUUUGUCUAUUAACCACGACUGCAUGGUCCAGUUUGCAGUACAACUGAUCAAUGGAAUAAUAUGCGACAGAGCUGGAGGUUUUUUUAGUCUCCCUUUGUACAGGAAAAGUUGUGGAAUAUAAUAACUCUUGUAUGACUGGCUGCUAGACUGUCAGUCUGGCACAAUGGUGGCUUUGCACAGUGUCUCAGGGGAGGCUAACAUCUUUCUCACUUGAUGCACCUUCUUAAAGGAGACUAUUGAUUUCAGAACAUGUAUAUGUGUGCUACACCUCGCUGCUAUUUUUCCACCCCUGAAAGGAACUGUAUAAUUUCUAAACUUGUAACAUAGGCAGACACAAGGUUUGGCAAUAUUUACACCUGCUACAAUUUCAAAUCUAACAGCAUAUUUUGAGUAUAAUUCUGUGACAUAAGUGGUUGUUAAUGGUUAGUGGUUGUUAAUUUUCUAACCAGGAAGCUGUACCAACUCUGAUCCUUCCAUCACAACUCAUCUGUUCCAGUUAGAGGCAAUGCUUUGCCUGUUCUAAUUUUAUUGGUGCACAUUUAUAGACAAACAUUUUAUGUAAUAACAUUGUAAUGGCCAUAUGAGUCCUAAAACCUGGAAAUGACUGGGCAUUUCAGCCCCUCUGGUUCCUUCGUCCUGAAGUCAAUGGGUUUUCUGUUAGAUGCCUUAAAUAACAGACUUGUGAUGAUGACAGCAAGUCAAAUAUCUUUGUAGGGAUGAAUGACUCCAUAGAGAGGGAGUACAUACAGAAACAGUGAAGGCAAGUUUUUCACUUGGCUCAGGAUUCAAGCUGUUGCCAUAUUUUAUCAUAUGAAGCUUUCUAAUGUCUCAAACACAGCUAAUACUUUUAACACAAAUCCUAUAUAGAGUACUUAGCAACUCCCAGAAUCUCUAGACUGUGCUCAUAAACACUACCUGCUGUGUACACUUAGAACACCAGGUAGCUGGAGGCCACAAGUGCUAUGGUUACACUUGACAUUGAGUUUAUGGAGACCACAUUAGUGUGUGUCCACAUCUGGCCCUGAAAUCAAUGUUUCUGCAUAACAUCUUUCCAUCUGCCACCUGUCACAUUUGAUCUAGAAAAUGUGACAGCAAGUGAUAUACAGUAUACACAGGCUGGCUUUUGCAUACCCAGACCAGUCCCCCCAAACCUGUGAUGGGGUGACUAGUCUGGGUUUGCAUGAUGAAGGAGUGUAACCUUAACCACAACUGUCCAGACAGAUGGUGGGCUGAUCCGCCGUCUGCCAGAACAAUAUUGAGGAAACCACACACCUGCUCACACAGAGGGAUGAGAUGUUCCAGAUCCCACUCCCAGCUGCAAAGUGGGUGUCAGCACUUAAUCAUCUGCUCCCAUCCAGGUGUUGUCAGAUCUAUCAGGAUAGCAUGGACAGAAGGAAGGAGGCCUUUGACCAAACUUUGGCCACUCAGAUGAAGUUGUUUCUUGAGUUACACAUGUAGACGGGUGACAAAAAAAAAGAAAAGAAAAGAAAAGGAAAUACUGCAAUAAAAAUGUAGGAACAGUUUGUAAUGCACAGCUGAAACGUAUUGUAAGACAGGGUUAGUUAAUGUUGUGAAAUGGUCGCAGUAAGGUUUAGGCAACAAAACUACUUAGUUAGGUCCAGAAAAAGAUCUUGUUUU